CUCUCAAGGAUUGGCAUCACUUGAAGAAGUAAUCGACGAAUGAAAUGAAGUUUCUUGUUCUCGGCAUCGUGUUUGUAGCGACAACUGAAGCCUUACAAUGUUGGACUUGCCAAAACGCAGCAAACAACGAAGAAUGCUUGGCCACUGGGCAACUAAAGACCUGUCUUGAAAAUGAGGAAUCAUGCCAGACUGAGGUUCGAACCCUUGACCGAGGAGUUUUACUUUUUAAAAGAUGUAAACAAGGCCGAGCAUGCGACAACAACUUUGUGCAGAACCCCAGAGCUGCGUGGAUGCCCAGUCAAUGCAAUCACCGUGUACCAAGUUCAGUAUGUAGAUGUUGCUGUGACUUUGACCGAUGCAAUGAACCUGAGAUCGAUUGUUUGACUUCCACACAGACACUACCACCACAACAUGACCCUGCACCUGUUCCAACAUGCCAGCCAUUACCCCAUCCAAGGUUUGGACACAAGUUGUGUAGCCAUGAUGGGGUUAGCGAUUCUAUUGGUACAACAUGUGCUUUCACCUGCAAUCCUGGUUUCCAACUUAUUGGAACUUCAUCUUCAGUUUGUUUGAGCAGCAGUGGUAAUGAUGGGCCAGCAUACAAUAACCCAACACCUGAGUGUAAACCAACGUUGUGCCGACCUGUCCUGCGUCAACCACAAGAUGGUAGGUUCACUUGCACUCGAUCAUUCUUAGUUGGAAGCGUCUGCUCGUAUAUUUGUAAUCCUGGAUUUGCAUUGAUCGGACAACAACAACUUACAUGUGGAAAUGACAGGAAAUGGAGCGAUCCUGCGCCAGUAUGUAUGAGAAUGAGUUGCUCCCCUCCACACACGGAUCCAAUGAAUGGAGAUGUCGUUUGUACCGAUGGAAACAUGAUCGGAAGUCUAUGUGUCUUCACAUGCAAUCCUGGUUUCAUGUUACAAGGCCCCCCCACAUCUACAUGUGUGGAUGAUAAUAAUGGUGAUAUCUCAGCUGUGUGGGACCAACCUCCCCCCAUAUGCCAAGCUUCCACUUGCCCUCCUGUCCUCUCCCCCCCAAACAAUGGUGUGAUGUCAUGUAACAAUGGCAAUAACGUUGGCAGCGUGUGUUCGUUCACCUGUGACAUGGGUCAUGUGAUCAACGGGUCCCCGAGGUCAGUUUGUAACUAUGGGGUUGGUAUCGUUGGGGAAUGGAGCUCACCAGCGCCACUGUGUGACGCACUCAGUUGCAUAAACAGCUUAAUAGCUCCCCCUAAUGGCUCAAUGAGUUGCACAAAUGGUCAGCUAGUGGGCAGUGAGUGCUCAUUCUCCUGCAUAGAUGGUUACAGCUUGAUUGGCUCACCUAUGUUGACUUGCGUUUCGAACCCAAGUGAUGAAACGGAUUGGAAUGGGAGUCAACCUAGAUGUCAAUUCGAUGCUCCAAUAACGUGUGAACCCGUUCAUGUGGAACCAAGUCACGGCUCAGUGAUUUGCACCAACACCAACAUGGUUGACAGUUCAUGUAGUUUCGCUUGCAACGAGGGAUAUGCGUUGAUUGGUGAACCAAUAUCUGUAUGUGUGGGGGGACCAUUGGUAGCAUCAUGGAGCUCAGAGUCUCAGCGCUGUGAACCUAUAACUUGUGAGCCCAUCCAAGUGAACCCAACCAAUGGUAGAGUCACAUGCAGCAACAUAAACAACUUGCACAGUAUAUGUAGCUUUGUAUGCGACGAUGAUUAUCAACUUAUCGGUGCAACUACUGUGGUAUGUAACGACGAUGGAGAUAGAGAUGAACUUGGCGUUUGGAGUACAAACCCGCCUUCCUGUGCAAGAAAAAUGUGCAGCGAGGCCCCUCCAGCCCCAUCUAAUGGUUUCCGUGUCUGUAGCGAUGGUAAUUAUAUAAGAUCUCAAUGUGAAUACGGAUGUACGGGUGAUUACUACAGAAGGGUCGGACCUCUAUAUUCAACAUGCAUGGAAAAUAUUAAUGGGAGUUUAAGCUUUGAUAAUGAGGCUCCAGUUUGUGAACUAAACCAAUGUCGUAAGAUAGUUCGAAUUCAACAUGGAAACUUCCAAUGUACAAACCAGAACCAAGUGACAUCUCAGUGUUCAUACCAGUGUGACGCAUCACAAGGAUAUACUUUGUUCCCAAGGAAUUUCACUCAUAACACUUGUCUUAACGAUACAACAUGGAGUCUUCCAAGACCAUGCUGUGCCAGAAGUUGUCCACCGUACGCAGUAAUGGAUCUGGUUAUUGUGAUGGAUUCGUCAUCUUCUAUUCGACCAAACAACUGGAGAAAGAUGACAAAGUUUACAAGAGAUCUUAUUAGCAUGUUUGAAAUUUCACCAAACGUAACUCAAGUGUCCGUGUUUCGAUACAACAAGAACGUCGACAAAAACACCCAGAUUCUACUCAAGGACCAUCCUAAUAGUAAAGAAGAAUUACUGCAAGCAUUCGAUAGAAUUCCGUAUAAUGGAAGUGGAACACAAACCGGCAAGGCAUUGAAACAUGUACAUGACGUCAUACUUGCGGAAGGGAACGGGAACAGACAUGGGGUUCGUGACGUAGUUGUGACGAUUACAGACGGCAAAGCUGCAGAUAAUGUGACGCAACAUUCGUUGGAUAUUAGAGGGACAGGAGCAUUGACAUACGCCAUCGGUAUCCGCACUCCGGGUAGACGAGGUCCAGAUAGAGCUGAGUUGGGAGUUAUCGCAGGAUCCGAGAAGAACUUAUUCCUUCUUACAUCUGGUUUCGAAGGUUUUAACGAAGUAUUCGCGCGCCAACUUUCAUCCGAGAUUUGUGGAGAUCCUUGCGGCCAAGAAGCCGACGCGCAUCCAUUGUUUCAUUAAUUAAUACGUCAUAAUAGAACAAACACAUGUUAGGAACACUCGAACGUAAAACACAAUGCACUUCUAUUUGUGUGUUUUGGGUAUAAUCUAUUACAUUGAACGCAUGCGUUAACGCAGCGCAAUGUAGGUAUUUAUGUGUGUGUUUAACUUAUGACGCUGAACGCAUGCGUGUUGGGCGUCUAAGUUAUUACUUUGUUUGUAUGUCAUGCUUUUGAACAUACGCCUUUCCUUGUCGUCUUGCCAUUUGUUUUACGCACAGCCAGUGGAAUUUUGUAGCUGUACUAUUUAUAUUGUGUUGGAAAUAAAAUCUGUGAAAACAAAACGU
This is a messenger RNA of Ciona intestinalis (vase tunicate), 3126 nucleotides long. NCBI's taxonomy places the organism in Eukaryota, Metazoa, Chordata, Ascidiacea, Phlebobranchia, Cionidae. The record is from RefSeq and is a predicted model, not a curated record.